AUGCAACUGAGGAAUGGCAAAGCUUUGUGGGUUAGCCCCUCGAAGCCUUUUGCUGUGCGUGAGAAAGGGAAGCUGCUAAGGGCAGGUUUCGAUAGACUUCUUCGUGCAGCAGGCCUCAGUCAUGAUGACGACACGGUAGAGAUCGACUGGAACAUGGCUGUUGUUUGGGUUCAGGCAGGGAGGGUCAUGGCCUUGGAUGCCAGCAGUCUCUUCGCUGCGACUGAACACAAGGUCAUUGCAGUUAGAUUCUCGGGGCAGGGCUUGCGGUUGCAUGGUGAUUGUCAUUUCAACCUGAGCGUUCUUGCUGGCAAGCUGGCGUGGAUGUGGGUGAGCUUGAAGCAAAGCUGA
Messenger RNA from Symbiodinium sp. CCMP2592, 348 nucleotides. The record is from the annotation of a GenBank genome assembly. NCBI's taxonomy places the organism in Eukaryota, Dinophyceae, Suessiales, Symbiodiniaceae.